UGUCUUAACCUCUCUAAAAUAGGUUAAUUUUAUUCUUUCCAUGCUGUAUUUAUUUUGACGAUAUGGGGAAAGUUAAAAAAGAUUCUAAAGGCUCUGAAAGCUUUUCAAAGACACCCAAAAAAUCUCAUGGUGCAGUACAAUCAAUAAAAUCCCCUAUUGUAAGAAAACAGUCUAUUAAAAGUGUUUCGCCGACACCUUUAAAAUUUAAGAAAAGCAAAAAUGAAAAUAAGAACGUGGCUGUUUCAACUAUAAUAAAACAAGAGAGUACUAAAAAAGGAUUAACAGAACACAAGCAAAAUAAAAGUAAAAGAAACGACAUACAGAAUAUAAAGAAGGAUGUAACAGAUUUCGAAACUAAGUUCAAUAUUAAGAUUGAAGAUGUAAAGAGUGCUAUAGAAGGAGUGAUUAAACUUCAUUCAGAAAAUCCUAAAGUUAAGAAUCAACUUUUUGAAGAUGAACCUUUCCCUAUAUCUUUAACAGUAAACUGUCAUAAAAUACCAACUGGAAAUCAGAAAAUAUUAAGAAUUCCUCUAUCACAUAGCCUUUUAACUCCGGAUGAUGAUGUAUGUUUAUUUGUAUCAGAAGUACCUGGAAUUGGAAAUAAAGAACAUGAAAAACAUAUUGAACAUUAUGAAAACUUAUUUGCUAAAAAGGGAGUGACAAAUAUUAAGAAAAUUAUGACUGUUCAUGAGUUUGUAACAGAAUAUGAAACAUAUGAGCAAAAAUUAAGACUUGCAGAUUUGUAUGAGUAUUUUAUAGUAUGUGGAAAGGUCAGUGGUAAAGUUGUUAAGAAGUGUGGAAAAGUCUUUUAUCAAAAAAGGAAAGUUCCAACUUCUGUUAGACUCCAAGUUCCAAAGCUGAAGGAACAUAUUGAUAAACAGUUAUCAAAAGCAUUCUUUCAUAUACAUCUUAAGGGCAACAGUUACUGUACUGAUUUUGGCAGUAGUAAAAUGGAAAUAACUAAAAUAGUGGAAAAUUUUGUUUCUGUUGUUGAAUAUUUAGACAAAGAAUUUCCAGGUGGAUUUGCCAAUAUCAAAGGACUACAUAUUACUGCACCAAGGGCCCCUUCUAUUCCUGUAUAUAUGUCAAUUAAAAAUUCAAAUGAAAUUCCUAAUGUUAGGGUACAACACAAAAAUGACUAUAAGCCAAAAGCAGUCAGAGGAGAAAUAACAACACAGUUAGAUGCAGAAGUUAUUGUAAAACCAUCUGGACAAGUGACUGUUAUCAGAGAAAACAAAACUGGAAAUGCUAAAAAAAGACCUCAUCCAGUAACUGAAGAAAAUAAUGAAACCAUUAAUGAAUUGGAAAAUAUCCCAAUUAAAAAACCAAAAUCUGAAAAAGAUAAAUCACAAAAAGGUGUGAGUGAGGAGAAAUUGAAUGAUAACACUGUUGGAGAAAAGAUCAAGCCUGGUCUAGAUCAAAUUUCCCUAGAAGAACUUCUAAAGAAUAAAAGUAAAACUAAGAACAAGAAAAUGAAAAAUCUUAUUGAAAAUACAGCAACUGAAGAACACUGUCAAAAGGAGAAAAAUAAACACAAAAAUUUAGAACAGAAUAUUUCAGGAGAAAUUCCAAACAAAAAAAGUAAAAUUACGAACAAGAAACUAGAAAUUGAAAAUAACAAGAAAACAAAAAACGCAGCAACUGAAGAAAACUCUCAAAAGGAGAAAAAUAAACACAAAAAUUUAGAACAGAAUAUUUCAGAAGAAAUUCCAAACAAAAAAAUUAAAAUUACAAACAAGAAAAUAGAAACUGCCAUAAAAAACAAGGCAACUGAAGAACAUUCUCAAAAGAAGAAAAAUAAACACAAAAAUUUAGAACAGAAUAUUUCAGAAGAAAUUCCAAUCAAAAUAAGUAAAAUUACAAACAAGGAACUAGAAAUUGAAAAAAAGAACAAGAAUAUUGUAAAUGGUAUUGAAAACACAGAAACUGAAGAAAACUCCCAAAAGAAGAAAAAUAAACACAAAAAUUUAGAACAGAAUAUUUCAGAAGGAAUUCCAAACAAAAAAAAUAAAACUACAAACAAAAAACUAGAAAUUGAAAAUAAGAAUACACCCAUUAAAGAAAAUUCUCACAAGCUGAAGAAGCACAAAAUUGUUGAAAUUGAAACAGAUGAGGUUAUUAAAAGAACAAAAUCUGCAAAAAAGAUUCAAAAAAUUAAACAUCUAAAUAAUUCAAUAAUAAUUGAGGAUCUCUCAAGCAGCCCUAUGCUCACAAUAACAAAUCAUGAAACAGCUAUAUAUCAAACAAGAAAACCUGUCAGAAAAGGAGGCAACAAAAAGAAUAAAAAAAUAGAAAUUAGUUUGUAAAUGAAUGUAAAAGUUUAAGUGUUGUUGCUGUAAGAAAAAAAUAUGUUUAAUUAAUAAAGAAGUUUUUAAUUUU
Messenger RNA from Psylliodes chrysocephalus, 2379 nucleotides. NCBI's taxonomy places the organism in Eukaryota, Metazoa, Arthropoda, Insecta, Coleoptera, Chrysomelidae. The record is from the annotation of a GenBank genome assembly.